This is a messenger RNA of Nematolebias whitei (Rio pearlfish), 2502 nucleotides long. RefSeq names its product probable E3 ubiquitin-protein ligase HERC1. Lineage: Eukaryota; Metazoa; Chordata; Actinopteri; Cyprinodontiformes; Rivulidae. The record is from RefSeq and is a predicted model, not a curated record. Gene Ontology annotation, cellular component: nucleus. Gene Ontology annotation, molecular function: protein binding. The transcript is spliced from 15 exons. The coding region runs from base 1 to 2502 and encodes 833 amino acids.
AUGAUUCGAUGUGGUCACCACCCUCUGGAAGCGCUCCUUCUGCUGCUGUGCAUGGAAAAAUUGCAAGGUGCUGGAGGAGAAGCAGAUGCUCAGAGCAUCACUGUGCUGGCCAUGUGGAUGAUUGAGCAUCCCUCUGCAGAGGAUGAGCGUGAUGAGUCUCAUGGCAGAGGCAGUACCACUGGUGGAGACAGGUCUGACUCCUCCUACCCUGGAGCAACAACUUCCACUGGAGACAAAUCUGCUGAGCGGAGCUCAUACUUCUGCUCUCCUGGAGAUAUUGCCAGUGCAGAUGCUGCAGAACUGGAGGAGGUCUUCAGUGAAAGUCCUGAAGGUGUGGAACAGGACAGUGCUUCAGCCUCCAGCAGCACCCCACUUAGAGGGCGCUCUGCAGCUGGGAGGAAACACCGCUUUGACUUAGCUGCUCGCACCCUUCUGGCCCGCGCUGCUGGACUGUACCGCUCAGUUCAGGCCCACCACAGCCAGUCUCGCCGAGAGGUUUCACCUCUCCAGCAGCAACAAGACCCGGGCGCCUUGUAUGAUUUCAAUCUGGAUGAAGAGCUGGAGAUGGACCUAGAUGAGGAGACCAUGGAAGCCAUGUUCGGCCAGGACCUUUCCAACGACACCGACAUUCUGGGAAUGUGGAUCCCGGAGCAUGUGUGUGAGACAGACGACAGAGACGAAGUGGUGGUGUGUGAGCUUUGUGAGGCCAAUGUGGCAAACUUCAACCAUCAUAUGAAGAAAAGUCACCCCGGCUGUGGGCGCAGCGCAAACCGGCAGGGUUACCGUAGCAACGGCUCCUACGUGGACGGCUGGUUUGGAGGGGAGUGUGGCAGCGGGAACCCAUAUUACUUGCUGUGUGGGGGAUGCAGAGAGAAGUACCUGGCCAUCAAAAGUAAAGCCAGAGUCCCCACCAUGGAAAGGUAUAAGGGACAGGCACCGGACCUCCUGGGAAAGCAGGACAGCGUGUAUGAAGAGGACUGGGACAUGCUGGAUGUAGAUGAAGAUGAGAAGUUGACAGGGGAAGAGGAGUUUGAACUUUUGGCUAGCCCUUUAGGUCUGAGUGAGCGCAGGAUUGUCCCUGAGCCUGUCCAGUUCCCUGACAGUGACCCACUAGGAGCCUCUGUCGCCAUGGUGACUGCCACCAACAGCAUGGAGGAGACCCUUCUACAAAUAGGCUGUCAAGCGUCAGUAGAUAAGAGCUCGUCAGGCAGGGUGACCCUUGGAGAGCAGGCCACUGCUCUGCAGAACACACACGACCGAGUGAUUGCACUCAGGAGGGUGACAGCUGCAGCACAGGUGCUGCUGGCCCGAACCAUGGUGAUGAGAGCGCUGUCCCUGCUGUCUGUCAGUGGGUCGAGCUGCAGUCUUGCAGCAGGUCUCGAGUCUCUCGGUCUGACUGACAUCAGGACUCUGGUCAGGCUCAUGUGCCUGGCUGCUGCAGGUCGGGCCGGCCUCUCUACCAGUCCCACAGUAGGCUUGGGCCAUGCUGAAAGGCCUCGCGGGGCCACCAAGGUCAGCAAACCCAUCUCCUGCCUGGCUUACCUGAGCACAGCUGUGGGCUGCCUGGCUUCUAACAGUCCCAACGCUGCCAAGCUGCUGGUGCAGCUAUGCACCCAGAAUCUGAUCUCUGCAGCCACAGGCAUGAACCUGACCACUGUGGACGACCCCAUCCAGAGAAAGUUCCUCCCCAGCUUCCUGCGCAGUGUUGCUGAAGAGAACAAACUUAUCACCUCUCCCAAUUUUGUGGUGACACAGGCUCUGGUGGCCCUGCUUGCUGAUAAGGGGGCCCGACUGAGACCUGCAUAUGACAAGGCUGACAUGGAGAAGAGAGGUGGUAAGGGUCUUCUUGAUGUGCAGCCACAUUGGGUGUCUGCGCUGGCGUGGCCUGAAGAGGAAGCAGAAUCUUUGUGGUGUGGCGAGCCCAAAGACGUGCUGCUGGUGGGCCGAAUGGAUGGAUCUCUGGGCCUUAUUGAGGUUUUAGAUACAACAAGUAUGCAUCGAAUGGAACUGGAGCACUGCUAUAGAAAAGACGUGGCAGUGAUGCACAUUGCCUGGUUCAGUGAGGACAAGCCUUUUGCAGUGGGUUAUGCAGAUGGAAAGCUGCUGAUUGGAUCCAAAGAACCCUUAGAAAAAGGAGCCAUUGUGGUCAUAGAUGCACACAAGGAGUCCAUUACCAGUAUGAAGUGGAGCUCCACUGGUCAGAUGCUGCUGACAUGUGCCAAAGAGGAGACGGUGAAGCUGUGGGCCAGUCUGGACUCGGGCUAUGGUUCUGGUUGGUGCUGUCUGCAGAGUAUUAGACAUCCCUCCCUGGUUACCGGCGCAGCUUGGUGCGGUCUGCCAGGACGCGGCGCAAAGCUCCUUAGCAUGUUCGCCAUAUGUUGUCAGAAUGGCCUGGUCUUUGUCUGGACCAUUCCUCAAGAAAUUUCCAACUUCCCAGAAUUCAGUUUGUCAGAUUCAGAACUGCGGAAACCUGAAACCAAAUCCCAACUAACGACAGCCUGA